AUGUCAAGCCUGGAAUAUUCUGAAAACUUCGUCAAUGUGAAGUGUUCCUCCGAGCCAGUCCACCACUGCCAGGUCUGCCCCUACUUCACAACGUCCCUUUUCCUCUUAAUCAACCACGUGCGACGCCACUACUUAUCACCACCACCUUUUGACUGUGAAAACUCCAACAUUGAAACGUACGUCUGCAAAGACUGCAACUUCCAAACAGAAUUAACAAUUUUCCUCAAAAAACACAUCAAGGAAUCCCAUGGAACUAAAACCGAAGGUGUGGAAUACAGCGUCCAAAGUUACAUUUGCAAAUAUUGCAACUUUGAAACUCAUUUCUCGUUAAAGUGGCUUCAGCACGCGUCAAAUUGUAACAAAUUUGGUCAAAGUAGGAGAGAUUUGCGGCUACACAUAACCUCAAAACAUUUACAAAACGGCGAAAUAAGUUGCGACGAAUGUUCAUACAAGGCGAAAUUAAAGCGAUCCUUGAAAAGACACAAGGACGUUUGGCAUUCAGGUGACACCCAAGUUAAAUGGUAUGAAUGCCAAAAGUGCCCCUAUAAAACGAAAUUUAAGCCGAAUUUGAGACGCCACGAACGAGGAACUCACCUAGACACCAUAGAAACAACCUUGAAGUGGUACAAAUGUAACUACUGCCCCUACGAAACCACCGCAAAAAGGUACUUAAACCCCCACAUAAUCAGCAAACAUUUAAGCGAAAACGAAAUCAAGUGGUACCACUGCCAAAAAUGUCCAUACAAAGCUAAAAGAAAAGAGUCUUUAAACAUCCACACGUACCGCAUGCACUCAGACGAAAAAGACAUCGUGUGGUACCACUGCGAUAAAUGUACAUACAAAGCCAAAGCCCUAAGUUCUUUAAAGUACCACACGAACUACCUCCACCCCGACUCGGAAACCAUCCAACUCCACCAGUGCCAACACUGCCAAUUCAAAACCAAAUAUUCCAAAAACUUGAAAGUCCACGUGAAAAAUCGACACUCGAGCGAAAGCGAGAUUAAGUGGCACGAGUGUGACAAGUGCCCAUAUAAAGGUAAAAACCGCGCGGCUUUAAAAAUGCACGUCAUUAGAAAACACGUGAGUGACGAUAAAAUCGAGUGGUACCAGUGUGACAAGUGUCCGUAUAAAACCAAGUACAAAAGUGCGGUAAAAGUGCACUUUGAUAAACACCAAAACGAACAAAUCCGUUGGUACCACUGCGAACGGUGUCCAUACAAAGCUAAAAAGAAAAGUCAGUUGAAAAUGCACGUGGGAGUGCUGCAUUUAGGGGGGAAAGGAAUCAAGUGGCACAAAUGUGAGCAGUGUUCCUAUGCGACUAAACAGUUCAGUUAUUUGAAGGAACACAAAAUUAAUAAACAUGUGGCUGACAGCCAGAUACAGUGGGAGCAGUGUGAGCAGUGCCCGUUUCGAGCCAAGUUGAAGCGGAAGUUGCGAGAACACGUGAAAGCAGCGCAUUUUCCGAAAAACUAA
Zophobas morio is the source of this 1473-nucleotide messenger RNA. Its product is annotated as zinc finger protein 142-like. Gene Ontology annotation, molecular function: RNA polymerase II transcription regulatory region sequence-specific DNA binding; DNA-binding transcription factor activity, RNA polymerase II-specific. The transcript has a single exon. Bases 1 to 1473 code for a protein of 490 amino acids. The record is from RefSeq and is a predicted model, not a curated record. NCBI's taxonomy places the organism in Eukaryota, Metazoa, Arthropoda, Insecta, Coleoptera, Tenebrionidae. Gene Ontology annotation, biological process: regulation of transcription by RNA polymerase II.